CUUUGGGGGGUCCAGAAGCCCCCAGCCCUGAAGGGCGCUGACCUGGUGCACACCAGCCCCUUGGAGCCCUGCGGCCCCGGCACAGCACCAGCCCUGACCCUGGGUGUGGGCACAAGGCCAUGGGCCCUGCCCUCUGCUCACAACCAUGCAAACGCUGUGAAAACAUCCCCUCACUCUGCCCCAGCUGCUUCCCAAGACAGCGCUGAGCGGGCUGGAGCCCUGCAUGCUGCUCUCCCCAUCCUCUGGACACACGGCACCACAGCACAGGGCACUGGACCUCUGGGCCAGCAUGGGACCCGCUGUUCCUGCUGUGCAUCUCCAAGCUCUGCAGCACAGUGCCAUGGGUACUGCCAGACCUAACGACAGCCUGGCACGGGGCUGCUUGCACCCGCAGGCUCAAAGUGGCCCCAGGUACCCGGAGGCAGGAGUACUUUCCCACUCCGUGCAGCUGCCAGCUGCACUAACGAGGCUCUGGGAGUGCGGCCACCAGGCUCCUGCUAACUGCUUCGAUGACAGCGCGCAGCGGCUGGGGGACGGCCAGCACUGGUCUGGCCCCACCCUGGGAGCAGCAGUCCUGUGCCAAGGAGCGCUGGACGGUGUGGGCAGGGCAGAGGGCACCGUGCCAACAGAGCCCGCUGACCUUGAUGGGACGGACCCUGGAGCCAUCAGCCUGCACCCCGUGGCGUCUAUCAGUGAUCUGCACUGGGCCUCAGCUGGGCACAAGGGCACAGAAGGGAAUGGCCCGACUCCAUCCAGUGCCCGGCUGCACCGUGCUCCCCAUGGUCCCCCACACCUGCCCACUCUGCGCCCUGUGCCACCUCCCACCGUCUGCCCCUGCCCUGGGCAUCCCUUCUUCCUCGCCCUGCUGGGCCUCCUGGCUCUGGCCAGCCUGGUCCUGGCCACGCUGGCCAUCUACCUGAGCGUGCUGCAGAGCCAGUCGGUGCAGACACUGGCCCAGUGGCUGGAGAGCCAGGAGGAUGCCAUGCGCCAACUGCGGGCAGCCAGCGGGCAGCUCUGGGCUCGCCUCAAUGCCAGCGCCCAGCGCCGCUGAGCUGCCCCACAGAGCAGCCCCAUAUGGAUUGCCCCAAACCCGGGACACGCAGGGGCAACCCUGGCCCUGCCACGCACUGCUGGAGAAAGGGAAGGGCUGCAAGGAUGGGCACCUGCCCCAGCAGGAGGCACCCUCCCAUCGCCUUAUCGUUACCUCCUGCCAUUGAGGCUUAGGAAGUCACCACCAUGACCACGUUCCCAGGUGCCUGCUGCUGCUCCUCCAGCACAUGGCUGUGCCAGGAUGAGCCUGGGAGGCACAGAGCUCUGGGGUUGGCCCUGUGGACUGUGCCAUGUUUGGGCAGCCAGGGGAUGUAGCAGACAGCUGGCAUGGCACAGAGCGCGAUGGCACCCUUUGCCUCUCCUGUUAUCAUAUUUUUGGUUAAAAAAUAAAUAAAAAAGAGGGGACAGCCCCCGGUGGGGCAGCCCCAGGCAUUAAAUACUCCACUGUA
Coturnix japonica (Japanese quail) is the source of this 1499-nucleotide messenger RNA. The record is from RefSeq and is a predicted model, not a curated record. Lineage: Eukaryota; Metazoa; Chordata; Aves; Galliformes; Phasianidae.